Molecule: messenger RNA, 537 nt
Organism: Anopheles merus
Lineage: Eukaryota; Metazoa; Arthropoda; Insecta; Diptera; Culicidae
Exons: 1
Coding region: 31-537 (168 amino acids)
Source: RefSeq, a predicted model, not a curated record
GGUCACAGCAGAGAAUCUGCAAGUAAAAAGAUGAGUCAAAUAGGAAACAUAGAGCCCUACGUAAUGGGAGAAAGUUUCAAAGAGUAUAUUCAUCGGCUGGAGAUGUAUUUCACCGUCAAUGAUAUUGCGGUAGAAAAAAAAGUGCCAGUGUUGAUCACAAUGGCUGGUGCGUCGUUGUAUUCGGUAGCAAUAAAGUUGUGUGCACCGGAUGAUCCACGAGAUAAAACGUAUGCAGAUUUAGUGAAGGUGUUGGAGAAGCAUUUCAAGCCCAACGUGAACGUUGUGUCCGAGCGUUAUCUACUCAGAAAGUGUAAGCAGACAGCGGAACAGUCGAUUGCUGAUUACAUCAUUGAGCUGAAGGCAGCGGCACAGACGUGUGAUUUCGGCAGUUUCUUAUCAGACGCUCUAAGAGAUCAAUUUGUGGCUGGCGUGUACGAUCUGGAGCUUCGCAAACGGCUGCUGAAGAAGGAAGAUUUAAAAUUCGUGCGAGCAUGUGAAAUCGCUCGAUCUUGGGAAGCAGCGCAGGAACACCAAUAA